GAGCAGCGACAGAAAAUAACAGUUCCUCUGUCUUUUUUUAAGUUCUUAAGCCAAACUUCUUUCUCAUGUGUUAAACCAGUGUCAUUAGAAGGUUGUUCUACCGCAUAUUGUGAGUUCAGCUUUCAUAGUUCUGUUCAAAAGAUGGCCACUCCGAGCAAGACCCCACCCGGAGCCGACCCGAAGCAGCUCGAGCGAACCGGGACGGUCCGAGAGAUCGGCUCCCAGGCGGUGUGGUCCCUGUCCUCAUGUAAACCAGGUUUUGGAGUGGAUCAGCUGAGGGAUGACAACCUGGAGACCUACUGGCAGUCAGAUGGAUCCCAGCCUCACCUGGUCAACAUUCAGUUCAGGAGGAGGACGACAGUAAGGAUGUUGUGUAUUUACGCCGAUUAUAAAUCAGACGAGAGUUACACACCGAGUAAGAUCUCCGUUAGAGUGGGCAACAACUUCCACAAUCUUCAAGAGAUUCGGCAGCUGGAGAUGGUAGAGCCCAGCGGCUGGAUUCAUAUCUCGCUUUUAAAUCAGCGAACAAACGAGCCGAUCAGCACCUUCAUGAUCCAGAUUGCCGUGCUCGCCAACCACCAGAACGGCAGAGACACUCACAUGCGCCAGAUCAAGGUGUACACGCCUGUGGAGGAGAGCUCCAUCGGCAAGUUCCCACGAUGCACCACGGUGGACUUCAUGAUGUACCGCACCAUCAGGUGAUUCGAGGGGGCUGAUCCGGAAGGUUUGGGAAUCACAGAUGAGAGGAAAGAUGACGGAGCUGCUUUUUUAAAAGACUGUGAGACGAUUCUGAUUGAUCGAUUGGUUUAAUCGAUCAGCUUCACACUGGGUAUCAUUCAGUUGGGAGAUUUCAAGUUGCCAAUAUUUAAAGUUACUUUAAUAAGGGACUCAAACUGGGUUAUGAAUAAAACCCUUGUGCCAACAAUUCCUCUGCAUUUGUUUUAUAACUGUGAAAUAAAUAUUUUCAAAACAAAA
Molecule: messenger RNA, 975 nt
Organism: Girardinichthys multiradiatus
Lineage: Eukaryota; Metazoa; Chordata; Actinopteri; Cyprinodontiformes; Goodeidae
Gene: anapc10
Product: anaphase promoting complex subunit 10
Exons: 6
Coding region: 142-702 (186 amino acids)
Biological process (GO): protein K11-linked ubiquitination; anaphase-promoting complex-dependent catabolic process
Cellular component (GO): anaphase-promoting complex
Source: RefSeq, a predicted model, not a curated record